Messenger RNA from Blepharisma stoltei, 801 nucleotides. NCBI's taxonomy places the organism in Eukaryota, Ciliophora, Heterotrichea, Heterotrichida, Blepharismidae. The record is from the annotation of a GenBank genome assembly.
AUGUCAACCAUUGAUAGAAAACCGUGGACACCACAAGAAGACGACGCAAUUCGCGAACUUGUAAUCAACAUGGGUAUAAAAAAAUGAAGCCAAGUGUCAGCCAUGCUUCAAUCAAAGUACAAUAUUCAAAACAAGACAGGAAAGCAGUGCCGGGAAAGAUGGAAUAAUCACUUGAAUCCAGCCAUCAGCAAAGACCCUUGGUCUGAUAAGGAGGACGAAAUCAUCGUCGACUUCCAAAAAAAAUACGGAAAUUGCUGGUCAGAAAUGGCAAAAGUCCUUCCGGGUCGGACAGAAAAUGCAAUUAAAAAUCGUUUUUAUAGCAAACUUAGAAAGUGCUUAAGAAGCUACAAUAAGAACCGUCCAAAAGGUAUGAAAAUCACUGCAUCAAUAAAGACGAUCCUUAAGGACCAGUAUACCGUUGAAAUUCUUCUUUCCCAUGGCGAAGGGCAAAUUCAAAGUUGCUUAGCUGAGAAAACUGGACCAGAUAUUGAAAAAAUGUCCAAUAAAAUUUCUCAAAAAAUAGCAAUACAACCGAAAAAUCUGUCUAAUAGUGAAAAUUUAGAAGAAGUUAAAGAAGAUACAGCCAGUAAAAUAGUUGAGAAGAGCCAGUCUUCUCAAGCCGUCCAAAUAGGGAAUUAUUACUCGUUCCCAAGCUCAUACAUUGUUACCCCAAAUGCGCCUGACAUGCUUUAUAUGAAUUAUCAGCAGCAAAACUGAUAUAAUUAUCAAAGGGCAAUUUGGGCAAGCUACAUAACCUCACCAUCCAUUAAUCAAUUAUACAAUACUUCUGGGCAGAUCUAA